Messenger RNA from Clonostachys solani, 2742 nucleotides. The record is from the annotation of a GenBank genome assembly. NCBI's taxonomy places the organism in Eukaryota, Fungi, Ascomycota, Sordariomycetes, Hypocreales, Bionectriaceae.
AUGCGAUUCCGGGAGGAGCUGGAAGAGCUUCGCUUCUCGAAUACCAACAAUGAAGAUCAUUGUUUCUUCCCAGAAGACUCCCUGCUCAAGCUUUUCUCGGAACAGAGAAUGAAGGAUGUUCUAAAAGAUCUUGCGAUCCCACGGCACGAGGUCCCCGAUCUCGCAAGCAGUAUAUUAAAGGGUGCUCAAAGGUGCUUCACGAUAUUGAUUUUGAUCGAUCAUGGCGAGGAAAUCCCAAGUUUCUUCCGACACGAUUCGCUUCAACAAUCCUACCCUGAUCAUCAUUUGCCAUAUAAAGAAGAAAUUUUGGAAGAUAUCCUAGGGGUGGAUAAAACUUCCCUUUUGGUAAAACGUUUUGUUGAGAAGCAAUGGGAGGUGACUGUGCCUGUCCUGCAUCAACAUGCCGUGUUUCGUAAGCUGGACAAGAAAAUCAUCAUGCCAUUUCUUUCUGAAGAGAAGGCAGGGCAAGGAUCUAUGGGUUCAGUUGCCAGAAAGGAAAUUUCCUGUGAACAUGCCGACAGCAUGUCUGUCUUUGAAAAAGAAUUAGACUGUAUAUCCAUGCUCACCCAUCUUCAACAUCCCAACAUGGUUAAGCUGUAUUGCUCCUACAUUUACCGAAAGCGACACAACCUCAUUUUCUCCGUUGCACAGGGAGGCUCGUUGGCCGACUUUCUUGUCGGAAAGGGACGAAGCUCAAGUCAACUCAGUGGAUCCGAGCUCACCUUUGCACUGGCAGAUUUGGCCUCUGCUCUUGCCGCUCUACACAAUUUCAAGUCACAGGCAUUAGACCAGAACCUCUCAGGCUGUCACCAUGAUCUCGCGCCUAGAAAUAUUCUUAUUCAUGAUAAGACCUUUCUCCUAGCUGAUUUCGGGCUAUCCACUCUCAAAAAUCCCGACGACGACUCUCUCACUGCAUUUAAGGAGGUUCGGGGCUCAUACGUGGCGCCUGAAUGCCAGAAGGUCCAAGAUGGCACGAUUCAGUCUUCAAAGGCUAGUAGGGCAAGUGAUAUCUGGUCAUUUGGUUGUAUAAUAUCCGAAGUCCUAACGUUUAUGCUCCGGGGGCCAGCCGGGGUUUUGCAAUUUCAGAAACAAAGGAAAGUCAGCAUCACAAGUGAUAUCCAAUGGCUUCGGUUCCAUCUGGGCCCUGAGACUGAGAAUCCAAAUGUGAAAUCAUGGUUGGAGGGACUUCAGAGCGAAGCCUGUGGGCCUUUCCAUACCCGCAUGGUUGAUCUAAUCAUUCAGAUGCUACAUCUAGACCCACGCAAGCGCCCAGGUUCCAAGAAAGUCCAUGAAGUCCUUUGCUGCAUAUCAGUGUUGGAUCUCGCCGACACUGUGGGGAAGCUUCUUGGGCGUGUUUCGACUGCAAGUUCCCAAAAUCUCGAUCAGUGUUUAGACCAAAUGCGGUAUGCGGGCUGGCUCUUUGCUUUCAAUCAGAUGGUUGAUACAUGCAUGAGCCCAGUUGGUUACGCAAAUUCUGAAGACGUUAGCUUCGACUAUAAGGAAACACUUGAAGCCCUCCGAGAAACUUCAGACAUCUUUGGUCCAGGCCCUGAUGGUAGAUUUGGAACCAACUCGCACCGACAGUCAUCAUUGUUUCGGUACCAGCAUGCUCGUCUCAUCGAGGCCCUUCCAGCACAAUACCGCUCCCUGGCCAAGGAGCAACUGGAAAGAUUGCUUCUGGGGUAUCGCGAGCCCAGCAUCCUGGAGGCCCUCUCGAUAGCCAUUACCGAGGCUGGAAAUGAUGACAUCGGGAUCUUGAUAGCCGCCAAACGACUGACGGCUCUUUCUAAAGCCGGCCUUCUUACCGAGCACAAACAUCUGAUACUCGACUCAAAUGAUGUUAAAUACCAAAAGAGUGUAGACAUACACGACUUCUCAAUAAUGAAGUCUGGCUCCAAGCACGUACUGGUGGAGUGGUUGAAAUAUCAGGGAGCAUGGGCUGACGAGGUCGACGGGGAGGUACUACUACGUCGGCUGAGCGCGGUGGUGAACCUCCUUCACCAACAUACGCUCUCCAAAAUUCCCGGAGCCUUGCCUUGCCUUGGUCUAUUCCAUGACUCGUCUAACAGAGCGUUUGGUGUUGUUUACGAGCCGCCACCACUCACAACAAAUGCAGUUACGCUCCGGUGGAUUCUCACCGCAGGUCGUCAGUACCAGCCCUCUCUUGGUGACCGCUUCAAUAUGGCCAGAGAGAUCUGUCAAAGCAUUCACACAUUUCAUAAGAUAGGCUGGCUACAUCGAAAUAUCCACUCGUCUAAUAUCAUCUUCUUCCCCACAGAUGAUGCCAACCAGUCUGAAUGGGCAAAAGGUCCCCGGAUAUUCGGGUUUGCAGCCAGCCGAGAGAGCAAAAUAGAAUCAAUCACUUUUGGACCUGCAGAUGGCGGUGAGCUAAGCAAGUAUCAGCACCCAACCUAUCUAGACACUGAUACCCGAUAUCGAGAGGAGUUUGACUAUUACUCUAUUGGGUUGCUCCUGUUGGAAAUUGGUCUGUGGAAUACAGUAGCCGCGCUCACGGAUUCCAAGACCUUCAAGGACGUCACGAACAAGGGGUUUAGGGACAUGAUUGUUGAGCGAAGGGUUCCCCAGCUUGGAAUAUCUAUGGGAAAACGCUACAUGGAGGCCACUCGAGCGUGUCUCCAGGGAGGAUUUGCCGAAAACCCGGAUGAUGUGCACAGUACAGAAUCAUCGUGGCACUCAUCUUUCAAGGCCUCGGUUAUAGAUAGGAUUCCUCAAAUAGAUUAG